Leptosia nina is the source of this 2325-nucleotide messenger RNA. NCBI's taxonomy places the organism in Eukaryota, Metazoa, Arthropoda, Insecta, Lepidoptera, Pieridae. The record is from the annotation of a GenBank genome assembly.
AUGAGCGAGGAACAGUGUGACUUCAACUCGUGGGAGCUGAACGGGCUCAACUCCCUCGAUCUGUGGGACUACACCGUGGAACUGGAGUGUCUGCAAGGCACCGAAGAUUUGCAGUUAGCGGCAGAACUCGGAAAAACACUUCUAGAAAGAAAUAAGGAACUUGAAACCGCUCUUCGUGAUCUACAAAAUGUCAUUGAAGACCAGAAGCAAGAAAUCGAGUACUUAACAAAACAAACUGUCGCCCUACGGGAAGUCAACGACUCAAGACUGAGAAUCUACGAACAACUGGAGGUGAGCAUCCAGGACUUGGAACGCGCAAAUCACAGACUCGCGGUCGACCAUGCAGCCGACAAGAAACACAUUAAAACCCUUUGCGGAAACAUCGAAACCUUGGAAGGCAAAUGUGAAGAGCUUCAAAAGACUGUGGACGACCUGAACGGCCAGCUGGAAAUAUUCCGACGGAGAUCGGAACGGAAGCCGGAGAGCGAGAAGCCGAAAGAAAAACCCGCAGAGGCCCCAAACACCAUUGUCAAGAAGCCAGAGACGAACGGAACGCCGCUCAAAUUAGUCCCGUUGCCUGAACUCACAAAGGAAGACGAGGAUUUGUUAAGGCUUAGCGAUGAGCUCAGAGAGAAUAAGGCUGCGUUUGCACAAGAGCAUAGGAGGGUAACUGAACUGGAGGAACAACUAGCGUCGGUCAUACAAGAGAACAACAGGUUACAAGAACAAUUAAGGAAUUGGCAUCAAAGGGACGAUGAGCCUAAGUCCAUGCAUGAGGAGUUUUCGAUUCUUGAAGAAGUCAGACAAGGACAAUUAUGCAUUCGAUGUCUCCGAGGUACAGAACGAGACGAUAUGUCUUCUAUGCUGGACGGCGACGACGAUGAUAGAAGUGCAAUAUCUUCCCUCAUUUUGACAUCCACUGGCAACCACAGUCCAAAAGACGAGGUCAGCAGCAAACUUAUAAAGUUCGACAAUGCGAAAGAAAAGUUACUGCAAGGCACCUGGGCAAACAAAGAGGAUGGACACGAGAACCCGUACCGGGAGUUGGUGCAGAAGUACGAGGCGUUGCUCGAAGUUCAAUUAUCGCAGGUCAAGAACAUAAGGAAAAACAAGCCAACCUUGCCGAGCGCACAAAGCCAAACCGGAUCGCUUUUAGUGCAUGACGAGCUACAGACGUCCGGCGACUUCAGCCAGUUUAGCGUCAAGGACACAGACGACGAAAGCGGCCACGGCGAAGAUGCUCAAAAGGACAGCCAACAGAAAAAAAUGGAAACGUCCCGCAAGAAGAUAAUCCAAACACCAGACUUUUCAGAGGCGGAAACCUCUAGCUCCGGUUUUUCGGACGAAACCAGCAAUAAGGCGACGCAAACUGAACGCGAGAGACCCGGCUCCUUCUUAUGCACAAUAGCAGACGGAGAAGACUAUCGGUUCAGUAUCUACGAUGAUGUCAGCCCGAUGGAUAGCCGGUUCCGCAACAGACCCGAAUACAGGGAAUUGUUCAAAGAAAUCUUCACUAUUCUCAAAAAAGCGGCAGAGAACAAAGACGACGGAGAACAGUUGCCUUUACUCGACGAUACGAAGGCCGGCAAAGUGCCACCGGUGACGCCGGCCACGGAGGAACCACCUGGAAACUUCUCCGAUGACACUCAGAGUAUUUUAUCGUCUGUAAUGUCUGAACAAUCGAUUCCAGUAUCUGAUAUCACAACACCUGAAUCGUCGACAUUAAAAGAAAAAGAACCAUCAGCAUCAGAGGCUAAGGAAACAAAAGAGAAGCCAAACGUCGACAAUAAUAAAGAAAACAAACCAGUUGCUGAGAGCACCGAGAAACCAAAACAGAAUGAACAGGAGAAGAAGGACAAAGAAAAAGAACGCGUCCUCACGCCUCUGGUGCGUCAGCCACUGGAAUUCAUCGCAGCUACUAGAAAGAAGUCCAGGCAUCGCAACCGUAAGCACAGUCAAGAUCGUCAGGGGGCCGAUUCGCCCGUAUUCCCUUCGCCGCCAAAGAUCACGUACCAGAAGCCCUCUCACAAAAAACGCAGAGACUACAGGCCUAUCGAAGUGAGUCCCCUCGCUAGACCGGCGGAGGGCGAGUGGAACGGCUCCACACUCCAGUUUUACAACAGGAACCUCAACUCGCCGACACCCAGCGUGAGUGGCCGUUCGGGUAAAAUCUACCAAGGAUGGAAUCCCGAAACAGACUCUUGGGACAUAAAACAGAGCACUGCGUCGCAGGAGAUCCACAAGCUGAGGAAGCUAGAACUCUCCUACGCCGAGGUACUGAGAAACGCCGACAAAACGAAGAACAGGCGUAAGAAACAUCAGUAA